Messenger RNA from Arctia plantaginis, 1431 nucleotides. Lineage: Eukaryota; Metazoa; Arthropoda; Insecta; Lepidoptera; Erebidae. The record is from the annotation of a GenBank genome assembly.
AUGGGUCUAUGCAGUACAAAGUGGUUAGUGCUAUGGUCUCUGUGGGCGGCCCGACUUCUCCCCCAGCCGACACUAGUAAUCCAGUUGAGCAAUGGACCUGUGAGGGGGACCAUCUCUCCUGAUGGAUCACAUACACAGUACGCAGGCAUACCUUACGCCACUAUCAGACAAAGAUUUCAGAGUCCUGGCCCACAUCCGACAUGGGAUAAUGUUUUCGAUGCCAUAAAUGAACACAAACAUUGUUUCCAAAGUAUAGAAGACACUGUGAUGACAGGCACCAAACAGUGCCUCAUACUAAACGUUUACAACCCUCUGAAUACUACCCCUGAUGCCAAACUACCAGUUAUGGUUUAUUUCCACGGUGGUGGAUUUUUCAAGGGUUCAAGCGGUAGUCUCCUGUAUGGGCCAAAAUACUUGGUCCCCAAAGGCGUGAUACUUGUCACUGUCAACUAUAGAGUUAACAUUCAGGGGUUUCUGUGUUUACGCAUCAGAGAAGCUCCAGGGAAUGUUGCCAGUCUCUUAGCCAAGGUGAUGUUGUUUGAAUCACAGGACCCUUAUGAUUUAUACAACUAUUUUAUGACAAAGUCAGAUGCUGAUUUGAUACUAACCAGGGUGCCGAGAAAGGAAGGGAAUCUUAUCGCUUCAGAAAUACUUUAUACACCUUGUGCUGAGAAAUUAAUAGAGGGUGAAGAACCAUUUUUAACAAAGUCACCACUUGAUAUCUUAAUUAAAGGCGAUUACAACAAAGUGCCAGUGAUGAUAGGCGGCAAUAAUGAAGAAGGUCUUUUACUUUUUGCUAUGGAUAACGCUACUAUGACACGUCGCAUUACAUUUGAGAAAUCAGUACCAAAAAAUUUGGAAUUUCCAUCUGAAAAUGUCAAAAUGGAAGUAGCACAAAAACUAAAGAGGUUAUAUAUGGAAGGCGAUAAAAUGCCUAUGGAAGGAGAAACACUGUCUCAAAAUGCUUCAGUGAGGUUAUCAAGGUUGAUGGGAGAGGUGGGUAUCAAUUAUCCUGCACUUGAAGAAACUGAAUUACUGUUGAAGACGAAUAAUAAUCCUAUAUACAACUAUAUGUUUCAAUACUAUGGCAAUAGGAAUAUACCUAUGUUGUUGAUGUCAUCAAAAUUGAGAGGCGUGAAAGGCGCUACUCAUGCCGACGAUAUAUUUUACAUAUUCUCACAAACUAUCAUCCCGACGACGAUUUUCGAGAACAACAUGAUCGAAAGCAUGACAACCAUGUGGACGAAUUUUGCAAAAUAUGGAGACCCCACACCGGACUUCACGAAUCCUCCGGUAAAGUGGCAUCGGACGAACAGCACAACACCUACAGCUCUGGUGAUAGACUCAGAGUUCAGCACAGCACCUCUGUGGUACAACGACAGAGUUAAAUAUCUCAGAGAACUGUACUCGAAGUUCCGGAGAAAAGGAUAA